AUGGUACUCUUAAAGCCCAACGCUUUCCUCAACAACCCCUUCAAGACCCGGGACGACGUCGAAAAGGGCUGCCGAGCUCUCCUCGACCCUCUCGAGCAGCACACCUCGCCCGGUGGCGCCCUCCUCUACUUCGCCAGUACAGCCACCCACUAUGACCUCAAAGCUGUGGCGCUCGAAGCGUUCGCCCGGCCCCUCUGGGGUCUCGCGUCCCUCAUAGCUGGCGGAGGGGAGUAUGCGGGGGCAGACAGGUGGAUCCGGGGUUUCGCGGCGGGAACGGACCCCAAGAGCCCCGAAUACUGGGGCGGGGCCAAGGCGAAGGAUCAGAGAAUGGUCGAGAUGAGUCCAUUGAGCUUUGCGAUCUGUAUGGCUCCUCAGGUGUUCUACGAGAACCAAACGGACGAAGUCAAGCAGAACAUGGCCGCCUUCCUCACUACCUGCAUCGGCAAGCCUAUGCCAGACACAAAUUGGCUCUGGUUUCGCGUAUUCGCCAAUCUCGCUCUCCGCUCCAUCGGUUCCUCCUCUUUCAACCCAGACCAGAUGGCUCGCGAUCUCGCCCGGCUCGAAGAGUUCCAAUUGCCAGGUCAUGAGGCCACGGGUACGGCGGACAAGUCGGCGGGAUGGUCCAGAGAUGGUCCGGAGGGAGUGGAGCAGCUGGACUAUUACUCUGGGAGCUUCGCGAUCCAGUUUGCGCAAUUGGUAUAUGCCAAAUUGUGUAAGGAGAGCGAUCCGGAACGGGCGGGGAGGUAUAGGCAACGGGCGGUGGACUUUUGCCAGGACUUUGUGUACUACUUUGACGAGGAUGGCUCCGGUAUCCCAUUCGGUCGAUCCAUGGUCUAUCGCUUCGCCAUCAUCGGUGCCUUCUCCGCUCUCGCUCUGGCCGACAUCGAGCCCCUCCCUCUCUCGUGGGGCCACAUCAAAGGCCUCGUCCUCCGCCACCUCCGCUCCUGGAACGCCGACUCGGACAUCUUCCGGUCCGACGGCACCUUGACCAUCGGGUACAAAUACGACAAUAUGAAUAUGACGGAAAAUUACAAUGCCCCCGGCUCGCCCUACUGGUGCAUGAAGGCAUUCGCGUGUCUGGCCGCACCCGCCUCUCACCCCUUCUGGACAUCCGACGAACUCCCCUUCCCAUCCAUCGCACCCCUCAAGGCCCUCCCCGAUCCCGGACACAUCAUGUGCCGCUUCGCAGGCCACACGUUCCUCCUCUCCUCUGGGCAGUUCGCGCACUACUACCUCCGAUCCGCUUCUGCCAAGUAUGGCAAGUUUGCCUAUUCAUCGACUUUUGGCUUUUCGUGCCCGACCGGCGAUCUCGGCGUGGAGCAACUCGCGGGGGAUAGUAUGCUCGCUUUGAGGGACAUAUCGGCGGGCACAGAGGGGGCAGAUGGGGAGACAUGGAGGGUCAGGCGGGUACCGCUCGAUGCGAGGAUAGUGGGGCGGGGAACGGACACGGUGCAUCUCCGCUCAAAAUGGCGUCCGUGGAGCGACGUCGAGGUGGAGACUUGGUUGGUACCUCCCCAACCGGACUCGCCGGCAUGGUACCUCCGUGUUCACAAGGUCACGUCGGGAAGGAAGCUCGCUACUUCCGAAGGUGGCUGGUCGACUUAUGGGCAAGGGGAAGACGGGCGGGCGCUCAUCCAAGCCUUCUCGGGCGAGUCGAGUGCGGGCGGCGAUGAAGCUGAAGGUUGGGCGAGGGCGGCAACGAAGGGUGGCUGUGCGGGUGUGUAUGACUUGUCGGAGACGGUGCGGACUGGAAAGCUGGUACAGACGGAUCCAAACUCCAAUGUCAUCUUCUCGAGGAGUAUCUUGCCGUCUUUGGAGGGAGAGGCGGAGGGGACAGUAUGGAUCGCAACGGCGGUGUUUGGGUGUCCGCCCGGCGUGCCAUGGGAGGCAGAGUGGGAGAAACGGCCCACAGUACCCUCGUACAUCAAGUAG
Dioszegia hungarica is the source of this 1932-nucleotide messenger RNA. RefSeq lists its product as uncharacterized. Bases 1 to 1932 code for a protein of 643 amino acids. The transcript is spliced from 4 exons. Lineage: Eukaryota; Fungi; Basidiomycota; Tremellomycetes; Tremellales; Bulleribasidiaceae. The record is from RefSeq and is a predicted model, not a curated record.